This is a messenger RNA of Durio zibethinus, 2124 nucleotides long. The record is from RefSeq and is a predicted model, not a curated record. Lineage: Eukaryota; Viridiplantae; Streptophyta; Magnoliopsida; Malvales; Malvaceae.
UCCUUUCUCUCCAAAGCUCUCGCUCUCUCUCCCACCUCCUCUCACUUUCAUUUCUUUGGGGAUCAGGCGCCAUACACUCUUAUCUCUUGCCCUCAAUUUGAGCACACCCGGAACCAGAAAAACACCUACUUCCCUUAAAAGCCAUGGCUUCUUCCACAGGUAAUUGGGCCAAAGCCCAGAUUUCCCAUCCUCUUUCCUCCUUCUCCUCCAGGACAAUGGAUUUGGGCUUCUCUCCAACAUCCAUAUCCUGGAAGAAACGGCAGCCCAACAGAACUAGUCUUAGGGGAAGCAACAAUGCCAACAUUAUUCAGUCAGUUUUGCACUCUCCCUCGGUUCCCCAUUUCCCAAAACAACCAGUCCAAAGCCCUUUAAUCCCAAGAGAAGACACCUCUGUAAAUGUAAAACCCAAAACCCACCACCAGCCCCAACAACAGCCACACUGGAACCUCCUCCAAAGAGCUGCAGCCAUGGCCUUUGACCUGGCUGAAAGGGCGUUGGUCUCACACGAGCGUCAACACCCACUUCCUAAAACCGCUGACCCACGUGUGCAAAUCUCCGGAAACUUUGCUCCCGUCCCUGAACAACCCGUCAAGCAAUCUCUUCCCAUCACUGGCACCAUACCUUCUUGCAUCAACGGUGUUUAUCUCCGGAACGGCGCCAACCCUUCAUUCGAGCCUGUUGCUGGCCACCACUUCUUUGACGGUGACGGCAUGGUACAUGCCGUUACCAUUGAUAAUGGGGACGCCAGCUACGCUUGUCGUUUUACUGAAACGCAAAGAUUUUUACAAGAAAAAGAAUUGGGCCGCCCUGUUUUCCCUAAGGCAAUUGGUGAACUUCAUGGCCACUCAGGGAUUGCCAGGCUUUUACUUUUUUAUGCGAGAGGGCUUUUUGGCCUUGUCGAUCACAAAAAAGGCACUGGAGUAGCUAACGCUGGCUUAGUCUAUUUCAAUAACCGACUUCUAGCGAUGUCCGAAGAUGAUCUUCCUUACCACGUGCGCAUCACUUCCUCGGGUGAUUUGGAAACAGUUGGAAGAUACAGUUUUGAUGAUCAACUUAAAUCCUCAAUGAUUGCACAUCCCAAAAUUGAUCCUUUUUCCAAGGAACUCUUUGCCUUGAGUUACGAUGUUGUCCAAAAGCCUUACUUAAAGUACUUCAGGUUUUUCCCUGACGGUAAAAAAUCACCAGAUGUCGAGAUUCCUCUGUCCGUGCCAACUAUGAUGCAUGAUUUCGCGAUCACCAAGAAUUUCGUGGUGAUCCCUGAUCAGCAAGUAGUGUUCAAGCUGCAAGAAAUGAUUACCGGUGGGUCUCCUGUGAUUUAUGACAAGAACAAGAAGUCUCGUUUUGGGAUUCUUUCUAAAAAUCCAAGUGAUUCUAAGGAUAUUAUUUGGGUUGAGUCGCCUGACACUUUCUGUUUUCACCUAUGGAACGCUUGGGAAGAGCCGGAAUCGGAUGAAGUUGUGGUGAUUGGUUCUUGCAUGACACCUCCCGACUCUAUUUUCAACGAAUGUGACGAGAGUUUAAAGAGUGUAUUGUCCGAAAUUAGGCUUAAUUUGAAGACAGGUGAGUCCACGCGCCGCCCAAUAAUCUCAGAAUCGGAGCAAGUGAACUUGGAAGCUGGGAUGGUUAACCGAAACCUGCUUGGAAGGAAGACAAGGUACGCUUAUCUUGCCAUUGCUGAACCAUGGCCGAAAGUGUCGGGCUUCGCCAAGGUUGAUCUUUUUACUGGGGAGGUAAAAAAACACAUUUAUGGUGAUAAAAGAUAUGGUGGGGAGCCGUUUUUCUUGCCUGGAGACGACAAUUGUGAAUCAGCUGAAGAUGAUGGCUAUAUUCUUUCAUUUGUGCACGACGAGAAAACUUGGAAAUCAGAGCUUCAAAUUGUAAACGCCAUGAAUUUACAGCUCGAAGCUUCAAUUAAAUUACCUUCCAGGGUCCCAUACGGCUUUCAUGGAACGUUUAUAGACGCCAAGGCCUUGCUCAAUCAAGAUUAAUUACACGUAAAUUAAGUUAAGAAAAAAAAAAAAAAACAGGUUUUUACAACCGCACAGGGAGAUCUUUACCAGAGGGAUGGUUCAGAUUACAGAUUCCUGGAUUCUCCUGGAAAUUUAAUUUUAGGUUAGACAUAGG